Molecule: messenger RNA, 5973 nt
Organism: Dinoponera quadriceps
Lineage: Eukaryota; Metazoa; Arthropoda; Insecta; Hymenoptera; Formicidae
Gene: woc
Product: zinc finger MYM-type protein 3
Exons: 12
Coding region: 913-5871 (1652 amino acids)
Molecular function (GO): zinc ion binding
Source: RefSeq, a predicted model, not a curated record
GCAUAAAAGUGGCUUAGGAACUAUCUGAUUGGCUGAGAAGCCACAUUUAAGGCACUUUUAUCGAUAAAAGAGAAUUCAAAAUACGUGCCUAUGUUCCAAAACUCACACUGAAACGACCGGACAUCCUUAUUGUCCACGACUGUACAAUGGUGGACAGAAAGGUUGUUAUACCAUUUUAGAUAAGUUUCAGAACGCAUGCCGUGUCCAAUAGGAGAAUUUGUUUCUUAGUUGUCUCGUGAGAUACGUUUUCUUAUUGGAUAUGACGAAAUGUGUUGCGAAACUCAUAAGAAAAAUGUAACGACCUUUUUAUCUAUCAUUGUACAACGAUAGCAAAUAGGAGAAUGUUUUUUGGAGGCAAAUGCUGUUGCUAGCUAGAAACCCUAAAAUGUGAAAUCUUCCAUUGGACAUAGAAUUGUUAUGUACGUCGUACGCAGUGUGAAUCCUGCAUAAGCAAUGCAGGCGAUCAAAUUUGCUACUAAUGGAUACUCCUUGUUAAAGCGGUUUACCGCCCACAAACGUCGGCAUUUCGAGGCUGUUUACACGUCCACUCACGUUAUUUCCGAAUGAAUAUCUGAAAAUGAACUGUUACUUGUGAUAAGAACUGUGUUUCUGUGUAUCCAAAUUUCGGUAGUCACGCUCCUUUUCUUUUUCACGCAUUCUCGCGGCCAUCCCUGUGAGCGCUUUUUGGUGGGAUAAUCAACAACGUCGCAUCUGCCGCUACCUCUGAAGAGGGAUAGGCAUACGUUUGUGUUUUCAUUACAUUUACAUGCUGUAAUUAUGGAUGCCGGGUUACUCAACGCACAGUCUAUCUUUGGUGCUUAGUCUCAUUAAAGUUUAGCUCAACGUCUCGACGACCGGAACAGCAGAUACACACAAGAAAUAAAAAUAAGAAUUAUAUAAGUAUAAGUAAUAAUGGAACCUGAGGAUAGUCUAGUACCAUUAGAUAAAGUUGACAUGUCUCAACAAGAAAUUGUGAAUAACUCUGAAAACAAGGAUAAUAAUGAAAGCUCUAUCGAAAAAGUUUUAGAAGAAAGUCUAAAACCCAACGAAUCACAGCCUGAUAAAGAUAGCACGGAAGAAAUAUGUGAUGAAUUAUGUAUAGCACAGGAAAAAACAAUCUCAAUAACUUCUGAGAAAGAUUUUAUUCCAUUAAGUACGGAGACAAAUGAACAAGCAACAUGUUCAGAAACCACAAUAAAUAUGGAGGCAAAUGAUCAUACAAUAUGUUUAGAAACCUUGACAAAUAUAGAAACAAAUGAUCAUGUAACAUGUCUUGAAACCACAACAGAUGUGGAAACAGAUAAUCAUGCAACAUGUUUAGAAACCACAACAAAUAUAGAGACAAAUGAUAAUUCACCAUGUUUAGAAACUAUUACAAAUAUGGAAACAAAUGACCAUACAAUAUGUUUAGAAACUAUGACAAGUAUGGAAACAAACGAUCAUUCAACUUGUUUAGAAACUACAAUAGCAGAAAAUAAUACUGAUAUUGAAAAACCACCUUGUGAGGAAAAUAUUGGAAUUGUAACAUCUCAAGAAAGUAAUGUAAUUAAAAGUUCAUGUAAGGAAAGUACAUCAAUUGAUGCGGAUAAAGAAACAACAGAGUUAAUAUCAAAUAUAUCAAAUUUAACAGAAGCAUGUGACAUAGAACAUUUGUCAAAUAUUGAGGUUUCAAAUGAAGAUGCAGAUAAUACAGCAAAUGAUGGCUUCAAGUCUUCCAAUAAUAAUGCUGCAAGCCAACUGGAAGUAUCUUCUCAAGAAAAAGAUAAAAAUUGUGAUAUUCCAGAGGAAUGCAGUGUUAAUGCAGAUGACAUACAAAUAUCUCAGAAAGAGCUUGAUUCUUCCAAAAAGUUGGAAUCUGAUUCUGAUAGUAAUUUAGAGAAUCCUGACAAAGACUGCUCUUUAUCUGAAAAGAAUAUGGAACCUGAAAAUACAGAAUUUGUACAAAUUUCUCAUGAUAAACAGGAUGACACCCAAAUCGAAAAUCAAUCUAUAGAUGCAGAAGAUCCAUUUGGUGGUGAUAAUCUUGUUUCUGAAAAUGUGGAACAAAUAGAGGCUGACAAUCUUGCUGAUGGUGAAGUUAGCUUUAAAAACAUAUAUGAACAGGAUAAUAAUUUACAGGAUGUGGUGAAUGCCAAAAAUGACAAUUGUAAUGAGAAGCUUGGCAUUAGUUAUACAUCAAAUGACCCAAAGGAUACUACUGUCAACAAAGUUAUGGACAAUACUGUUGAAGCACCAACCAAUAUACAAAGUACUAUUGAUUCUCUUGUAAACACACCGUUAGAAACUGAUCUAACGAAUAAUGAUGCAUCCAAAACAGAUGUGAGGAAUGCAUUACCUAUUAAAUCAACCGAUGAUCGAGAUAAACAAGUAAAGAAGAAUAUCGAAGAGAUUACAUCAAUGGAAACAGACGUAGAGCAAACUGAUGUAUUACCAGGACAAGAUGACGAACUGUGUAUUAUUCCAGAUAGUAUGAAAGUUAUAAUACCAAAUAAGUCGGUGAAAGUAACGGAAAGUGAGCGGAAUGAAUCUACACUUGUACAGGAUUCUAAAAAGGACGAAAUGGCACAGAGCAAUAAGCCUGAUUCUGAUGUUGUUAAAGAUACUACGCAAGAUGAAAUUAAAUCAGUGGAUGCGGACAAUACAAGCAGCAGUACGGAAAGUGCAGCCACCAUUGAAAAUAGAGAUACAGAGACAGCAGAGAACGUAGUAGCCAAAGCAACGGAUGUUAUUAAUGUCGAAGACGAAUUGAAGAGCUCGGAGGAAGUAGAGGAGAUUACUUACAAAGAGAGAUGUAAACAGUGUAAUGAGGAAAGAAUGUGUAUAAUUCGAGUGAAGGUAGGUUCGGAAAGAUACAAUGUAUGCUCGAAAACGUGCAAAGCGUUGUUCAAGGCAGCCAAUAAUAAGUCGUUAGAUAUACCAAGUGGGAGUCAUCUUGAUGACGGGUCGUCUAAACGAGAGAAACGUUGCUCGACUUGUUUCUCAACUAUAGAAUUGAAUGAUGAGCGAAAUCUUUCCUGGGAAACCAUGGAAUUCUGUAAUGAGGAGUGUCUGGGGAAAUUCCAAAGGAAAUACGGAAGUUACUGUAAGAAUUGCAAUGGUUCGGUACAACACGUGAGUUUAGGUAAAUACUGUGUGAGAUUUGGAUGCGACGUAAGGCAGUUCUGUUGCUCAACGUGCUUAGAAGAAUUUAAAAAGGGACUGAAGGUGUGCAGUUACUGUCAGAAGGACAUAAGCCUCAGCACAGACGGUUUCCUCGCGCCGGUCGGCGAGAAAGGGCAAUUUAAAGAUUUCUGUACUCAGGACUGUAUGGAAAAAUAUUCGAAAUUGAAUUCCGCAGAACCCCCGGCUACGACGAAGAAACCAUGCAGUGUUUGUCAGGAGAAAAAAAUUGUACAUUGUGAGGUCCAAAUAUAUAAUAGCUCGCCAGUAGCUAUAUGCAGCGAGCCCUGUUUCGCCGCAUUUAAAUUUGUAAAACAGGUCAAACCCGAGCAGUGUUCCACUUGCAAGAAAUUUUUCGAAUUACCGAACAAGCAGAAUUUCGUCGUAUAUUACGAAAAUGAGCCGCACACAUUUUGCAACAAGACGUGCUUAAAUAUAUUUAUUAUAGCAAACAGAAAGAUAGUUCCGUGUAACUGGUGUAAAGUAAAGAAGUACAACUUCGAUAUGAUCAAGAAGGAACUGAAGACGGGACAGCUUUUGAUGAUGUGCAGCUUGAAUUGCUUAACAUUGUAUCAGGUCUCCAUUAAUGCAGUGUCCGCGAAACGGAUCAACUGUGACUAUUGCAAGGAAUAUUCUCUGGCGCACUAUCACCUCACCAUGUCAGACGCGACGAUACGUAAUUUUUGUUCGUACAAUUGCGUAAUGAACUUCCAAGCUCAGUAUACAAAAUCCCCGAUAACCAUACCGUCCGGCGACGAUCCCGUGCCUACGGGCGUGCCGAAGAGGACGAUACCGCAGAAGAUCACGUGCCAAUCCGUUUCGAAGCCGAGCGAAAUGCAGAAGAAAACCAUGCCGGUAAUCUCAUCGGUGACGAGUUUGGCGGCGAUGGGAAACGGUCAGACCAGUCCCAGUUCUCAGCAAAACAGUAUAGUCAUGCCCACGAGCGGUAUGCCGAAUCAAACGGCGCCGGUCAUCUACAAGCAGCAAAUCAUCGCCAGACCUCCCAGUCCGGUAAAGGUGCACAACAAGACGACUCAGUGCAAGCCUGUCACACACACGAAAGGGGUCUCGGUACGUCCUCAUCCUUGCACCAAAUGGACGCAAACGAAAAACGCUCAACAAGUCGUCAUACCCAUACCGGUGCCGAUCUACGUUCCGUUUCCCGUACACAUGUACAGCAUGCCCUUCCCAGUUCCGAUGCCUUUCCCACUGCCCAUUCCCAUUCCACUCUUCAUACCUACCACGAGGAACAGUGCUAAGGGAAUCAUGAAGGAUAUAAAGAGAAUACAAGAAAAGAUACCGUCCGAUCCGUACGAAGCUGAGCUCCUCAUGAUGGCGGAGAUGGUAGCUACUGAGAAGAAGGCCAAUGACAGCGAUUCGGAUUCGGUGGAUGACAGGGAUGCUGACACAGCUGAUCAAGACAAUUUACAUAGUGCUGGUUUCAGCCCGGAGGCGGUUGAUUCCAGUAACACGUUCGGCGACGAUAUGUUGCAAAUGGCAUUAAAAAUGGCCACGGGAGAAUUAGAUGAGCCUGCGGUUGAUUUAGAGGCCGCCCUCACGCCAAACACGAUCACAGCUACGCAACCACCGUCGCAAUCAGUAGCUACUAUAGAUAACGAUGUACAAUCGGAACGGUUAAUCACUGCUUCCAGAGGAAGGAAACGUAUGGUGCCAUAUAAACCGCGAUCGACGUCGACUAAACGAGCCAGACGAGUAUCUGGUACAAAUGACAUACCAUUAAUGCCACCACCGGAGCCACAACCACCUCCGCAACCACGUAUCAUGGAGCCAUUGGAAAAGCCCGACGCUAACAUGACAUUGAAAUAUACAUUCGGUGUAAACGCAUGGAGGCAAUGGGUUAUAGCGAAAAAUGCCGAGUUAGAAAAACAAAUUACACCAAUGAGAAAAAUUAAGUUAUUCAAGACGGACCUUUUGCAACUUACCGCAGACGAAUUGAAUUAUUCUUUGUGUCUCUUCGUAAAGGAAGUAAAAAAACCGAACGGCGCGGAGUACGCUCCCGAUACAAUAUAUUAUCUUUGUCUAGGGAUACAACAGUAUUUGUUCGAAAAUAAUAGGAUUGAUAACAUAUUCACGGAUUCGUAUUAUGAGAAAUUUACAGACUGUCUAAACGAAAUCGCGAAAAAGUUUUCCAUGAUUUACCACGAAGCACAAUAUAUUGUAACCAGAGUGGAGGAAGAACACUUGUGGGAGUGUAAACAAUUAGGUGCCCAUUCCCCGCACGUUUUGUUAAGUACACUUAUGUUUUUCAACACGAAACAUUUCAAUCUUGUGACAGUGGAAGAACACAUGCAACUUUCGUUUUCGCACAUUAUGAAACAUUGGAAACGCAAUCCAGCAGCUCAGGCUAGUACAGCAGUAACGGGAAAAGCGCCGAGGAAUGUUCUCCUAAGAUUUUAUCCACCACAAUCGGCCCUCGAAAACAACUCGAGGAAAAAGAAGGUGUAUGAGCAGCAGGAAAAUGAAGAGGAUCCAUUGAGAUGUCCUGUCAAACUGUACGAAUUCUAUUUAUCAAAAUGUCCUGAAAGCGUUAAAACCCGCAACGAUGUCUUCUACUUAUUGCCAGAACGCAGUUGUGUGCCGGACAGUCCAGUGUGGUAUUCGACAUCACCGCUCGCGAAGGAACAACUCAUCAAAAUGUUGUAUCGUAUUAAAAUGGUUAAAGAAAUUAAUGUAGCAUUACUUACGAGUUAAUUUCACGUAUUACAUUGAUCUCUUGUAUUUGGUUAACGAAUUAACUGACUCUGUCGGGGAUAAAACAAUGAUAUGAUAUAAAAAUAUAGGGUUAAACAAGUU